AUGCGGCGAUCACAGGGAGGGAGCAGCAGCAGCAACUGCAACAGCAGCAGCAGCAGCAGCAGACGAGGGCCUCCUCAGCUGCUUAGCGGCACACUGUACGGAAGCAGCAGGUUCAAUCCUUUGCUGCUAAUAUCGCAGCUGCUGCUGCUGCUGAGUUGCUUCUAUUUGCUGCUGUGCCUCUUCUCUUUCUGUACUCUCACAUACCUGCAGCGCCGCCAGCUGCUGGCUGCCUCUAACCCCCAUCUCAACCUGCAGCAGCAGCAGCAGCAGCAGCAGCAGCAGCAGCAGAAUGGCCGUUCCUUCCGGUUACCAGAGUCCGACGUAGGAUCAACAGCAGCAGCAGCAGCAGCAGCAGGUCAGGUGCCUCAGGCUCGCCAAGUGUCUCUGCUGUUCAGCAGCGGCAGUCCCUCAACGCCAAAGGAGACAGCAGCAGCACUAGAUGCUGCUCUUCUACUCACAGAUCUCGCUCUGUGCGUCUUUGCUGCUGCUGCUGCUGCUUCUGCUGCUGUUAUUGUUGCAAGUGCUGCAGAGAGAGUUUCUGUUGCAGUCAAGUGGUUAUGUGGGGCGCUGGCCGCUUGUCUCUGCCGCCGUGAGGAGUCUGAAGCAAUUCUCUUUGGAGACAGCGAAGGAGACAGGAGACACUCAGAGGCGACGCAUGUGUCUCCUCCUGCUGCAGCAGCAGCAGUUAAAGAAAUCGAACUACAGCUGCAACACAGCAACCAACAGCAGCAGCAGCACGGCAAGCACCUGCAGCAGGAAGACCUGCUGCUGCUCGCCCCCACCUAA
This is a messenger RNA of Eimeria acervulina, 786 nucleotides long. RefSeq lists its product as hypothetical. Lineage: Eukaryota; Apicomplexa; Conoidasida; Eucoccidiorida; Eimeriidae. Bases 1 to 786 code for a protein of 261 amino acids. The record is from RefSeq and is a predicted model, not a curated record. The transcript is spliced from 2 exons.